AUGGCUACUAACCCGGAGAAUGAAUUACGACAAGUUGCACAACCAUUACUUUCACCUUCUAUCAGUUAUGCUUACACUAACCUCUGUGUAACAAUAAUAAAGCGAUUAUACCCGGAUGAAUUAGAAUGGUCCAAAAGCAUUAUCGAUCAGUUAAGUGAUCACCUAAAAUUGACAAAGCCAGUCCAUGAUGCUAUGGUGAUGGCAUUACAAGAGGAUACUACUGAGGAAGCAGAGGAAACAUUACUAACUCUCCUACGUGAAGAUAUCAAGCCGACAGAAAAAUUAAUUCUUCUACCUCAGGAUUUAGUCACGCUGGGAUUACACUUAGGAUAUGAUGCUAGAACGAGAGUAUUAAUUAAAGAAUUGGCUUCGACAUUGUCUAUACCCUGGUUUCUUAUGGAAUCGUUUGAAAGUAACAUUGUGCAAAUGAUUUCAGGCUACUGUGAAUCUGAGUAA
Messenger RNA from Trichoplax adhaerens, 456 nucleotides. RefSeq lists its product as uncharacterized. NCBI's taxonomy places the organism in Eukaryota, Metazoa, Placozoa, Uniplacotomia, Trichoplacea, Trichoplacidae. The transcript is spliced from 5 exons. The record is from RefSeq and is a predicted model, not a curated record. Bases 1 to 456 code for a protein of 151 amino acids.